CUUAAUAGACUGCUUCGUCAUGGUUGUGGAUAGUUCCAAAGGGACUAUAUGAUCACUUGCAAUAUCUACAGAAUAAAUAUCAGGAAGACAUGCCUCCUCUAUACAUUACUGAAAAUGGGGUUGCUGAGAACAAUAACUUCAGGCUCACAGCCAAACAGGCCUGCGUCGACCCAAUAAGGAUUCAGUAUCAUGCAGAACAUCUUGCCUAUCUUCUACUAGCAAUAAAGGAAUUGAACUUUGAUGUAAGGGGUUAUUUUGCUUGGUCAUAUUGCGAUAAUUUCGAGUGGACCUCCGGAUAUCAAUCAAGAUUUGGUAUAAUCUACAUUGACUAUGUCAAUAGCUUGACACGAUACAUGAAAAAUUCAGCUUUCUGGUUUACCAAGUUUUUAAAGCCCAGCUCGGCGACACCAACUUCAGAUAAGAGACAAGUUGAAACGGGUGUGGAGCGUGCAUCUAAGAAAAGGAGAGCUACAUCGAACGUUUGAAGAUGUGGAAUGAUGCAUUAAGUACUUUUCUUUUGGAUUCGAUGACUGAAUAAAUAUAGAAUGGAAGCGAUGUUGCGCAUCCAUACCUGUAAUGUUGUUAGUUUUGUGUGUCAUUUGUAUGGACUAUGUGUUAUUUCUCUUGCUACUUAUCUUUUUUAUCGGAAAAAUGGAAUAAGA
Sesamum indicum (sesame) is the source of this 662-nucleotide messenger RNA. The record is from RefSeq and is a predicted model, not a curated record. Lineage: Eukaryota; Viridiplantae; Streptophyta; Magnoliopsida; Lamiales; Pedaliaceae.